AUGCAAGUCAAAGCCGGUGUGGUCGAAGAUCCCGUCCUCUCAGUGUCCCAAAUUUUUCCUGGCGCAAAAAAAUCCUUAUCGAACCACCCCGCCCCCGAUAAGACUCGCUUAACAAGUGUACGUACUGUGUCGGAAGACAGCUUUGGCCCAAAGUUUCAGGUUGCGAGCUCAGGAAAGGCAAUUGCGGUCUCCAUGGAUCAUGAGUUCGUUUCUCAUGUUUUCAACAACCGUAUUUCAAAUUGGAUGUAUCGAGGGAUGGGACUAUUGCGAAAGUUCUCACCAGUUACCUGGGCGUCCCUCGGUUGCCCGAUUUACAAGACAAGAAUUGCCGUCCUUCCCCGUACCGGGUUCCCAGCUCUCCUCCCACCGGCAUUUCAUAUCUUCAUCACGCCUAUUCCGUAUCCCGCCGGCCCUUUCAGUAAUCCCGUUUGCAAACUUAAUCAAGCGAUUGUUCCCUCCCAAUCUUGGACAUUAUCGUCGUAUGUCCUUUCGGUUCUCAGUUUCAAUGUCCUAGACGUUGGUUCGUUCAUGAAUCUCACUGUUCGGGAUUCGAAAGCCGGACCCAUCUUUUGUCAAUUCGUAGUUCGUGGCUUAACUUCCCUCGUGGGCCAGCCCGGCAAUUAUCUACCUGGCAGUCGUGAUCUUCCCCUUGCCUCAAGGGCCAUCGUCGUUGCUGCACCCGCAUGGUACUACACUUACCUGAUAGACCUCAGUUCCAUAAUUCAGACAUAA
Colletotrichum lupini is the source of this 732-nucleotide messenger RNA. RefSeq lists its product as uncharacterized. Bases 1 to 732 code for a protein of 243 amino acids. The transcript has 8 exons. The record is from RefSeq and is a predicted model, not a curated record. Lineage: Eukaryota; Fungi; Ascomycota; Sordariomycetes; Glomerellales; Glomerellaceae.